UUCCGUCCUCUUUAUAAAUGCUUGAACAUUCAACUACUGGACAUUCAUUUACUGAACUGCGCUAAGAAUGAACAGUUUAACACUUUGUGUAGUCACCUUAGCAACCAUUUCUAGUUGUCUGCAGCUUCCUUCUAGUUUCCAAAAAUGUGACAGAAGACGAACUGAUUUCAACCAGUGUUUAAGUAAAGCUAUCCAUGGUGCUAUUACGUCGUUAGAAAAACCACUAAAAUCCCAUGGUUUACCGAGUUUGUACGAUGUUGUGUUUCCACCCGAUGUGGUUGCCGAAUUUGGAAAUAGUACUUACGGUUUAAAACAAAAAUCUAGCAAUCUGAGGUUUACUGGUUUGUCAAACCCACAGGAUGUAGCGGCAAGAAUGGACUUUGGCCCGGUAACUAGUACUUUAACAAUAGAGGCUACGUAUUCUGAAAUCACGUGGUCCUCUGAAUGGAAAGCUGAAGGUACUGUGGUUCUUCUGCCUUUAAACGUCGUAACAUCGGUUGAGGUAGUUUUGGUUGAACCUGUAUUUACCUUGAAAUUCGACUUGCAAGAGUACGAAAGAGAUGGUACCUAUUUCAGAGUGGUUGGUACUGGAAUUGAUAUACAAACACGAGAUGUUACAUUUGAUUUUAAAAAGCUCUUCCCCAGUGAACGUUUGAAUCGUGAAUUUAAUUCAGCGAUGACCGAAAAGUGGUCUGAAAUAUUUGCGGGAUUUCAGCACAUGCUACAGAUGUAUACACCUUUCUUUGGCGCUAUGUUCGAUGGCUUUUUGGAGAAAGUACCAGUUGCUGAGCUUUUUGAUGGGUAAUUUUGUAUUUCAUGUAAUGUUUGAUUGGUAAUUCUUUUGACUUAAUAAUGCUUAUCGUUUUCUUGAAUUCGUAAUACCUAAUCAAUUUAUUAAGAGUUUUCUUUUUCUUUAGCUACACUUCCUUUAUAUAUAGGUAUUUUAUUCUAUGUACU
Zophobas morio is the source of this 957-nucleotide messenger RNA. RefSeq lists its product as uncharacterized. Lineage: Eukaryota; Metazoa; Arthropoda; Insecta; Coleoptera; Tenebrionidae. The record is from RefSeq and is a predicted model, not a curated record. The coding region runs from base 68 to 805 and encodes 245 amino acids. The transcript is spliced from 4 exons.